AAACCUAAAAAUUUUUCGACAUCAUGGACCUCAAGAUCAGAGUCAAAGGGGAGUCGAGCAUCACUCGCCUUGCUGACCAAGGUGUUCUUCGGCUCACUGUAGAAUCAGAGGGCUCUGAAUUAGAGACCGUGUCUAAGGAGGUCAUUUCGAGGACUAACGAACUCCGUGGACUCUUCAAAACACUGUCUCCUAAGACCGACGAUGGUACCGACGCCGCAGACGUGGCGGUAACCAAAAUUGCCUCUACUAUUCUUCGCACGAGGAACCACACACCCCACGACAAAGAUAACAAGUCACUGCCCAAGGUGUAUCAAGCCUCCAUGUCCCUGAGCAUCGUAUUCCGCGAUAUCACCCAGCUUAGCCAGGUGGUUGGCCAGCUUGUGACCUACUCUAAUGUCGAAAUUAAUUCGAUCGACUGGAGUUUGAGCGAGACGAGUCAGAAAGCCCUGCACUCGCAAAUGCGCAGAGAGGCUGUUCGUGAUGCACUUAGUAAAGCCAACGACAUUGCCGGAGAGGUUGGAAGGGAAGUAUAUCCGGUGGAGAUCAUAGACGAGGGACAAAGCGCUGUCACGCAACAUCCACCGGCAAAAAGAUCUCUUUUUGGUGCCACCGCUGGCUUCGGAAGCGCGAGUGGGGGAGGUCUGUUUGGUGGCGGUGGUCCUAGCAACCCCCCUGAGUUUUCUGAGACACUCGAUCUUAGUCCUCCAGACAUUCAAGUUACGAGCUUGAUGGACGUUGAAUUCCAGUCUUUCCCCGGAAAAUGAGAAAAGAACUAUUUAUUAGUGGUUUCCUUUGAGUGAUUAAUGUCCUACCAUAUCGCGAAAUACAUCCAAUCAGAUUUAUCAAAGCUUA
Molecule: messenger RNA, 852 nt
Organism: Talaromyces stipitatus ATCC 10500
Lineage: Eukaryota; Fungi; Ascomycota; Eurotiomycetes; Eurotiales; Trichocomaceae
Exons: 1
Coding region: 24-764 (246 amino acids)
Biological process (GO): DNA damage response
Cellular component (GO): external side of plasma membrane
Source: RefSeq, a predicted model, not a curated record